GCGCAGGGGAUUCUUGUCACUCGGAGCUCCGCAGUCUCUUGCCACGCCUUGGCCUGUGCGUGUGUAUGUGCGGUGGGGCUGGACUGCCAUUGCCCUCAUCUGAUUUCAUUUUUUGAAAGAGAGAAGAAGGAAUGAGAAAACGCCAUCUUGGUAAUAACGAGGCGAAUGGCACAGCAAAUCCCGACAUAAUGUGAAUCGACUUCCAGUGACCACAUAAAACGAAAAAAAGAAAAAGAAAAACUAGAAAAGAAGAGAAAAAAAAACACCAGAGCAAGAAAAUAUCGCUAAAAACACGCGCGAGUGAGAGCUGGUUCGCCCCGAGAGCCAUGGCGGCCGAGCGAGCGAGUGAGCGCGAGGUGCGAGUGGUGAGAUAGCUGUCGGGAGAGAAGGCCCCUCAGUGUGGAAUAAAAUGCCUUAGAGUGUGCCCCGGUGACCUUGUGGGGGUCUGGAGACACUCGAGAGAAACGGGGGCGGCAGAGGGGAGAGAUAAGAAGGAGGGGAAUCAGACGGAGCGUAAGGAUCAGAAGGAGAAGAGGAAGGAGAAAGAGAAAGGGCAAGAAGGGAGAUCGUGGAUGACUUGAACAUGCUCUUGCCGGACUCAACAUGUCUGCUUCCUGUUCUUCCCGCGGUGCUUUGGACAGCGACCCUCCUCCUCCACUUCGGCGACGUCCUGCCCUCCUCCUCGCCUCCUCCUGCGCCUCCUCAUGACCGCCACUAUGACCUUAGGACCUUCUUGUACGACGGGGCGGGGGAGAGACUCGCCCCUCACACCCUCAACCUCACACUUCCCCACCACAACGUCACUCUUCCCCAACACAACUUCACACACCCGCCACACAGCCCCACGGACCCCAGAAGUCCGCACCACGACCACGUCCCCAAGCCCCACCCCCUCCUCCCGCCUCCUCCCCUCCCUCCCCACCCCCCCGCCCCCGCCCGCCCCCGGAGCAAGCGCCUGGCCAAGCCGAGUCCCUCCGGCGCCCUCAACUUCACCUGGCCGGCCAAGCGCGUGGUGGUGGUGGAGGGCGACGUGGUGCUGGGCGGCCUCAUGAUGGUGCACGAGCGCCACAACGACCUCGUCUGCGGGCCCAUCAUGCCCCAGGGCGGCGUGCAGGCGCUCGAGGCCAUGCUCUACACGCUGGACUUCAUCAACGACCAGGAGGACUUCAUCCCCGGCGUGAGACUCGGGGCGCACAUCCUCGACGACUGCGACAAGGACACCUACGGCCUCGAGCAAGCCGUCGACUUCAUCAAAGGUCGCAACGUCACCGCUCAGUUCACCUCCAGGAUGGAAAGUUAUCGCCUGUAUUGA
Penaeus chinensis is the source of this 1312-nucleotide messenger RNA. RefSeq names its product RNA-binding protein 12-like. Lineage: Eukaryota; Metazoa; Arthropoda; Malacostraca; Decapoda; Penaeidae. Gene Ontology annotation, biological process: G protein-coupled receptor signaling pathway. The record is from RefSeq and is a predicted model, not a curated record. Gene Ontology annotation, cellular component: membrane. The transcript is spliced from 3 exons. Bases 584 to 1312 code for a protein of 242 amino acids. Gene Ontology annotation, molecular function: adenylate cyclase inhibiting G protein-coupled glutamate receptor activity.